Drepanopeziza brunnea f. sp. 'multigermtubi' MB_m1 is the source of this 1389-nucleotide messenger RNA. RefSeq lists its product as uncharacterized. Gene Ontology annotation, cellular component: membrane. Lineage: Eukaryota; Fungi; Ascomycota; Leotiomycetes; Helotiales; Drepanopezizaceae. The record is from RefSeq and is a predicted model, not a curated record.
AUGGCGGGUGCAAAAGAGAACCUCUCGGGGCAUUCCGGUGCCCAUGCGGGCCCCUUCGAAGACACGGAGUGGCCAUUGAUGGAAAGAUCUUUGCCCGGACUUUGGUCCCCCUACAUGGCCACGGAGCGCAAGACAUGGGCAAAGAUGUUUAUCAUCUUCGUCGUGCUUCUGAGUGCCAUUGUCAUGGGUAUCCUGUCCAUCUACUGGGGAGCGGAUCACUCUCUCCAGUUCAACGUCCCGGCGUUCACCGUCGCGGUGAUCGACUUUGAUAAGGGAGAGGUCGGCCCCUACAUACAGAACAUGGCGGCGGAGGCGCGCGCAGCCAACCCUGCAAAGACAUUGGGAUACGUCUCGGAACCCGGCGAGAAGUACAACUAUUCCAACGAGCAGACGCUGCGUGCGUUGAAGCAAGAGGAGUACUGGUUUGGGAUCGUGGUCCAGGCCAAUGCGACGACGGCCAUGAACUACGCCUACGAGACGGGCAACAGCAGCUACGAUCCAACGGGCGCCGUCCAUCUCAUCUACGAAGAGGGCCGAAGCUCCUUGACCAUCGCGACGCUCGCGUAUCCCCCGAUCCUCAGCUUCUUGAACAGCUUUGUCCUGCAGUUUGCCAAGCAGAAGCAGGAGUCCCUUCGAAGGGCCAACGCCGGCAAUGCAGCGGCUCUGGCGAGACAGGCUGAGAAUCCCAUCCCGAUCGCCUUCUCCAUAUACAACACCGCACCAUAUAUCCCAAGCACAGCCGAGGCCUCGACAGAGAUUGGAACGAUCUACCUGAUCAUCGUCUCCUUCAUCUCCGUCCUCAUGUUCAACGCCCUCAACGAAGCCAUGAUCGGCAAGAUCCCCAUCGCCCGCUGGGUCCUCUACCGCAUGACGAUCCUCCCCCUCCUCUACCUCUUCCUCUCCCUCCUCUACCUCGCCCUCUCCUGCGUCUGGCAGAUCGACCUCGGCAAGUUCUUCGGCGCCGCCGGCUACGCCAUCUACUGGCUCCUCUCGUGGAUCGCGAUGAUGGCCUUCGGCCUCGCCGUCGAGAACGUCAACAACGUGUGCGGCCAGCCCUGGACGCCCGUCUUCUUCGUCUUCUGGGUCAUCUCCAACGUCGCGACCGGCUUCUACCCGACCGAGCUGCUGAGCAGCUUCUACCGCUGGGGCCUCGCCUGGCCCCUGCGCCACGACCUCAUCGGCGCCAAGGCCCUCAUCUUCGGCACCAAGAACGUGCUCGGCCUGAACUUCGGCGUGCUGCUCGCCUGGGUCGGCGUCAGCAUCGCCCUGCAGCCCCUCACGCUCUGGCUGCAGCGCCGCCGGCUCCGGGCGCAGGCCGAUUCCCACGCGCGAGAGGUCCUCGAGCGGGUGUACCAGGGGAGCAAUUCGGAGGGAGGAGGACGGGAAUGA